Carassius gibelio (silver crucian carp) is the source of this 4042-nucleotide messenger RNA. RefSeq names its product ceramide transfer protein. The coding region runs from base 317 to 2200 and encodes 627 amino acids. Gene Ontology annotation, molecular function: phosphatidylinositol-4-phosphate binding. Gene Ontology annotation, biological process: ER to Golgi ceramide transport. The transcript has 18 exons. NCBI's taxonomy places the organism in Eukaryota, Metazoa, Chordata, Actinopteri, Cypriniformes, Cyprinidae. The record is from RefSeq and is a predicted model, not a curated record. Gene Ontology annotation, cellular component: Golgi apparatus.
GUGUAUACGAGCAACAGUAGACAACAGUGUGUUGUUGCUGUAGACGCGCAGUAUUGAUGUUUGGGUCACGUGAGGAUCAAAGGCUGGAAGACUAAAACGAUCGAUCCAUUGAUCUCGUCGCUGCGUGUCGUCAUUUGUUUGAUCAGAUGUUUGGUGCUCGAGUAGGAUGGGCUUUCACACCUGGCGCGGUUUACAUUAAGCGACUUCGUAGCUAGUGUUGUUGUUUUUGGCUUUUAUUUAUUAUUAAUAUAACGCGAUAUAAUAUUAGUAAAACAAAAAACAGGACGACCGCGGACUUUUUUCAUAUUUUUCCCUGAUGUCGGACUGCAGCUCGUCGGGUUCCGAUGAGGAUUUGGACCCUGAGAUAGAGCUGCUGGACGAGCUCGGCGGCAAACUCAGUAAGUGGACAAACUACAUUCAUGGAUGGCAGGAUCGCUGGAUUGUGCUGAAGGGCAAUAUUCUGAGUUACUACAGGUCAGCGGAUGAGAAGGAGUACGGCUGUAGAGGGUCCAUCUGUCUCAGCAAGGCUGUCAUCACGCCUCAUGAGUUUGAUGAAUGCCGUUUUGACAUCAGUGUGAACGACAGCAUCUGGUACCUGAGGGCUGAAUAUCCUUUGCUCCGGCAGCAGUGGAUCGAUACCAUUGAACUUCACAAGACUGAGUCAGGCUACGGGUCUGAGAACAGUUUACGUCGCCAUGGCUCUCAACUGUCCCUCACCUCUGCCGCCAGCAUCCUCUCCACCACCUCUGCAUCCUCCUGCAAGAAGGGAUACAGCCUGCGGGAAAAGCUAGCGGAGAUGGAGACUUUCCGGGACAUUCUUUGCAGGCAGGUGGACACAUUGCAGAAGUAUUUCGACAACUGUGCAGAUGCUGACAGUAAAGAUGAACUCCACAGGGACAAAGUAUCUGAGGAUGAGGAAGACUUUCCAACCUUAAGGCCAGAUGGAGAUUAUCUGCUCAACAACAAUAGCAGCAAAGAGAAAUUAUUUCCUGUGGGCAGCCUCAAAGGUCCGUUAGGCAUCGAUUUCAAGGGUGAAGCAAUCACGUUUAAAGCUACCACAGCAGGAAUCCUGUCCACACUGUCCCACUGCAUUGACAUUUUGGUCAAAGGAGAGGAAAGCUGGCAAAGACGACUUGAUAAGAACAUUGAAAGGAGAAGACGGGCUGAAGAUUCCUGCAAAGCUGCACUGACCGAGCUGAAGAAGAAGCCUCAUUAUGGAGGACCAGACUAUGAAGAAGGACCAAACAGUCUGAUCAAUGAAGACGAGUUCUUUGAUGCUGUGGAAGCUGCGUUGGACAAACAUGACCAGAUCGAAGAGCAAAAAUGUUACUGUCCUGUUUUGCAGUCCCAGGCAGAAAGGAGCAGGGCAUCUCGCCGGAUCUCCCUCCCUCCAGACACCUAUUUCUCCAUCAGCACUCAGAAAUACUUGACUAAGCCUCACAGCCAAACUUCCUCCUCCUCCUCCAUUGACCUCGUAAGUUCCUCCGAUGGCGUGCACCGGUUCAGUGCUCAGAUUGAGGAGAUGGUCAAGAGCCACAUGAAUUACUCUUUGCAGGAUGUGGGUGGAGAUGCUAACUGGCAGCUGGUUGUUGAAGAAGGGGAAAUGAAGGUGUACAGGAGAGAAGUGGAGGAGAACGGCAUCGUUCUGGAUCCUCUCAAAGCUACUCAUGCCGUCAGAGGGGUCACAGGUCACGAGGUCUGCCACUACUUUUGGGACACAGCUUUUCGGAACGACUGGGAAACAACUGUUGAAAGCUUUAAAGUGGUUGAGACACUCUCAGAUAAAGCGGUCCUCAUUCAUCAGACACAUAAGAGGGUGUGGCCUGCUUCCCAGAGAGAUGUGCUUUAUGUAUCGGUUAUGCAAAAAAUUCUCUCCACUAAUGAGAAUGAUCCAGACACCUGGCUGGUGUGCAACUUCUCAGUGGAUCAUGACGGCUAUCCACCUUCUUCUAGAUGCAUUCGUGCCAAAAUCAAUGUAGCCAUGAUCUGUCAAACGCUAAUCAGCCCACCAGAGGGAGACGAAAAGCUCACCAGAGACAACUUCCUCUGUAAAAUCACAUAUGUAGCCAAUGUAAAUCCUGGUGGUUGGGUUCCUGCAUCAGUCCUGCGAGCUGUAGCCAAGAGAGAAUACCCCAAAUUCCUGAAACGCUUCACCUCAUAUGUUCAAGAGAAGACCAGUGAUGAGGUUAUUCUCUUCUGAGCAACACCGGCUUGUUUAAUCUACAUUCCCAGUUUGCUUUCUGUCUCAAAUGAAGAAACGCUUUAUUCACAUUGUUCUACCAUCAGAGAGUGCUGCUCUGCCCAAGUGCUCUUGACACUCUUCAGAAACCUUUUCAACCCGUAUCCAUACAGACCAAACAACAGCCAAACACCAAAAAUGGUACGAAGUCUGUAAAAGCACCUUUGAAGAGUGCAAACACACUAGAAUAACCAGCACAGCCUGUUCAUCUUCAGAAGGCCUUACUUGUGUUUCCACAAAUGAGCUGCGGCUCUGGUUUUAUUAAAGUAAUUUACAUUUUUGUAAAUAUUUGAUCAGAGUUUGAGGUCUGACUGUGGUCUUGAUGAGAGAUACAGUAUAGAUGCAUCUUCUCAGCUGUAUGGAGCUUUCUCACUGGCCAUAUGUUUUAGGAAGACCCUUUUCUAGCCCUGAUGAUCAAGAUGUCAUCAGGAACUUAAGUCUGAAGAUCUUUUGUACAGUUUGUAUCUAAAAUGUUUAAGAUUAUUUACAUAUGAAGGCAUUUUGAUUAUUGUAAUUCAUAAAUGUUGCUUUAGGCAAAGUGUACAUUUUAUUGGGAAGUGCUUGUGUAAGACAAUAUUCAAGCAGAGAGGGUAUUUAGGUAGAUGUGAAAAGUUGGCAAUGACUAUUAUUGAACCGUAAUUGCCUCUGUCUUGUUUUUCUUUUCUUGUCAUUUUUUUUUUCUUGUUUUAAAUUUGUUUCAAUUUAUUUGCGACUUCUUAAAGAAUUGGUUCAUCAUUACCUGUUGGGAUUCCAUCUAUACGAUUUGAGUUGUGCCAUCUAUGCUUAUGAAAGAAGGGGGAUUGAGUUUGGAGUUUCAGUUUAUUUUAUUAUGUUUUGUCACUUUUUGAGUUAAUAAAUUUAGCACAUUUUCUUUUUAACUAUCACUAGUCUUAAAUGGAUAGUUCAUGCAAAAAUGAGCAUUUUACUCAUCCUUUAUAUAUCCAAAUAUAACGACUUUCUUCUGUCAAACAAAAAAGAAAAUGUUAUGAGAAAAUGUUUUUCACCAUGCAGUGGAAGUCAGUGUUACCAAUGAACCAACAUUCUUUAAAAUGUUUGUGUUCUUGUGAAAGUCAUUCAGGUUUGGAACAACUUCAGUAAAUUAUUUGUAUUUUUUAAGUGAACUAUCCCUUUAAAAAAGGCCUCAAGGUUAUGAUUUUUUUAGAUGAGAAAUUAAAUGCACAUGUAAGACACCACUGUUUGUUUAAGUAUGCAUCAUAACGUGUUAAAUAUAUUUUCUGUAACAUUGUUUGCACUAAACAAUCUGAUUUUUUAUAUAUAUAUAUAUAUAUAUAUAUAUAUAUAUAUAUAUAUAUAUAUAUAUAUAUAUAUAUAUAUAUAUAUAUAUAAUCCCAUCAUAGUCUUUCCAUACUAAUACUUGAGUUCAGAACGCCUGGUUUGAUGCAUGUAAGGUGCAAAGUAAAGAAUUCACUGCAUUAGUUGCCUGCCACUACAACUUUGCUGCUGCAGUUCUGCUUCGAGCACUUUUAUGUAGUUUACUGCUGUGAAAUUCUUUGCUCAUGACAGCAAGAACAAGAAACUUUCUGAUUUUAUUUUGAGAUUGAUCUACAGAUGUUGAAAGAUUUACGGGGAAAAAAUGCUUUGUAAAUGACUUUCUAAAUGUACGUAGUAUUACCAACUUAUUAAUGGAACAAAAUUUUAUGAAACAAAAGCAUAAUGUUGACUUUUCAUUUUAUGUUCUUGCCUAUAGUUUGUUAAUCUCACUUAAGGAUUAUUUCCUGUGUUGUUGAGGUUCAUAAAGGAGGAAUAUCUUGCUGUACAAUGCAAUAAACUGACAGUAUCUCA